Molecule: messenger RNA, 1327 nt
Organism: Odocoileus virginianus texanus
Lineage: Eukaryota; Metazoa; Chordata; Mammalia; Artiodactyla; Cervidae
Source: RefSeq, a predicted model, not a curated record
GGACUUUGGAAACUUCAAAUGGCCAAACUACUACAACAGCCACCCAAGUUCUUGCGCGCAGAGUGGCAAAUUGCUAACAAAAACCAGUACCACAGAGCCGAAGCCCAAAGGUCCCGGUCUGAACGCCUGGUAGCAGAAAGCCAGAGACUUGUGGACGAAAUUGAAAAGACCACAAGAAAAUCUCAAAGCGAUGUGAAUAAGAAACUAGAACAGAGACUCGAGGAAGUCAGGUUCUGGAAGAAGGAGUUAGAUGACAAACUUGAGCAGCUGGUGUAUGCAACUGAAGACCUACUCCUCUAUCAGACCAGAUUGGAGAAAGCCCUUGAGAGCUUUAAAGAGCCCUUGCGUAUCACAGAGAAAUGCUUGGAAUACAGGGAGAAGCGGGUUGGCAUUGACCUGGUCCAUGAUGAGGUGGAACAGGAGCUGAUCAAGGAAGAUGAGAUCAUCCGGGGAGUAAUGACCCUCCUGACCCGCACCCUGGAGGAGACAUCCGAGCAAAUCAGGCUGAACCGCUCUGCCAAGUACAAUCUUGAAAAGGAUUUGAGGGACAAGUUUACAGCCAUAACCAUUGAUGAUAUCUGCUUCUCACUCAACAACAACUCACCAAACAUCAAGUAUUCUGAGAACGUCGUGAGGGUUGAACCAAACUCUGUGAGUCUGGAAGACUGGCUAGACUUCUCCAACACCAACGUGGAAAAGGCUGACAAGCAGAGGAACAACUCCCUGACGCUGAAGGCCCUGGUGGACCGAAUCCUGUCCCAGACCGCCAAUGACCUGCGCAGGCAGUGUGAUGUGGUGGACACCGCCUUCAAGAAUGGGCUGAAGGAGACCAAGGAUGCCAGGGACAAACUGGCUCUUCAUCUGGACAAGGUCAUGGAAGAGAUUGCCUCCCAGGAGAAAAACAUUAUGGUUCUUGAAAAAGCCAUCCUCGACCAAGAAGGGCCUGCCAAGGUGGCUCACACGCGCCUGGAGACCAGGACACACCGGCCUAACGUGGAGCUGUGUCGAGAUGUUGCACAGUACAGGCUGAUCAAGGAGGUCGGUGAGAUCACCCACAAUGUUGCAAGAUUGAAGGAAACACUAGCCCAAGCUCAAGUAGAGCUGAAGGGCCUGAACUGCAGGCAGCUGGCCCUGCAGGAGGAGAUCCAGAUCAAGGAGAACACCAUCUACAUCGACGAGGUGCUGUGUAUGCCCAUGAGAAAGUCCAUCCCGCCUUGGGACGGGGAUGAGCACAGGAAGUGGGCGGGGGGCUCCCAUCCCGAGGCUGUCUGCUGAAUGGGGGAUUCUCAUUAUGCUGUUUCUCAUUAAACCAUGUCCUGAAACAGGA